UGAACGGUUUGCUAAAUUCUAGCCACUGUUUCAGUCUCAGCUCUUCUACUCCAGAAGCUUUCUAAAUCCUCUGCAGUUCUGUUGCCACUGUUCCUAAAACUCUGAUAUCUCUGAGUCAGAGUUUUAGGCAACUGAGUCUUCUUCCUUCGCCAGGCUCUUAUUGGACGCCUGCUGUGUGCCUGGCCAGACUCCGUGUCAGGCUGGGGGGGAGGCGCUGAGCUCCCCGCACUGCUCCCUCAGCUCUGAAUCCAGGAAAGCCAACCCCAGGCAGCCCAGGCCAGGGGUGGUGUGCGCAGCACUGGAGUAUUUCUCUGCCCUCCCUCUGCGUGGCUUUUCUGAGCCUUACGGCGCCCGCCUCCGCCCCGCCGGUGCAGCGCCCGAGCCGCCGGGAACGCAGGGCCCAAAGCGGGACCCCGGCGCCGUGCCUGUCUAGUCCUGUCCGGCGUGGACCCGCAUGGAGGGGCCCGCGGAGCCCCCGACGCCUGAUCUGCGAGACGUGGAGGGCAAGGUUGGCAGGAAGACCCCCGAGGGGCUGCUCCGUGGGCUUCGAGGAGACUGGGAGCUCGGAACCUCCGGCGCCCUGCUUCUCCCGGGUGUGCACGGCCCAGGCCUAGGGGACAAGAUCGUGGCCCUGAGGCUGGAGCUGGCUUCCCUGCGAGCCAUCGAUGUGAAGAUCCUGCAGCAGCUGGUGAGCUUGAACGAGGGGAUCGAGGCCGUGCGCUGGCUGCUGGAGGAGCGGGGAGCGUUGACCAGUCACUGCAGUAGCCUCACCAGCAGCCAAUACAGCCUGACAGGCGGGAGCCCAGGCCACUCAAGGCGAGGCAGUUGGGACAGCCUGCCGGAUACCAGCUCCACUGACCGUCUGGACAGUGUCUCUAUUGGCAGCUUCUUGGACACCGUGGCCCGCAGAGAGGUGGAUGAAAAGGGGCCCCCUGGAGCUCCCUGUCCCGAGAUGGACUGGGCAAAGGUUAUUCCUGGAGAAGAGAGGGCCAGGACUGGUGUGGAUCUGAUGAACACUAGGCUAGGGAGCUGGAGGGCUUUGUGGAAGCCUCCAGGAGAGGGGGUGCAAGGUGGACCCCCUGGCCCCCCAGAGGAUGAGAAUGCCACCUUGGGCUUUGAGGAUCACUGGUACUGGGAACAAAGCCAGGAUGAUGUGACUUUUUUGUAACAAUUUUUGCAUCCUUUUGUGUUCCUAUGGCACUUUCAUCCUUGGUCCUGGUCUCCCUCAAAAUGUGUUGUCCCUCAAAUCUAAGACUAGGAAUAGGCUCAUGGUAACUGAGAUCAGUUACCAUGGAAACCUAGCUUGCCAUUCCUCUGGUCCCUUGAGAGGCUCUGUCUUUAUCCCUCAAUUAUCCAGUCCCUAGAGCUAUCUCCAUAGAGAUGGUGACUCUAGAUUCUCGGCUUGUGGCUCCUUGUGUGAGGGUAUCUCCAUCUUCCUCCCCUCACUAUGUAAGGAUUGAGGAAUCACAGGUCACUGAUGAAGUGGUAGGGGUGUAAUUACCUCAACCAAAGACCAGGAGCUUUGUCUUUUCUUGGCCAAAACUGAGGGUUAAGGAGGGACAUGGAAUUCAGGGCCAAUCCUUCAUAGAUUUGUCCUCCCAGAAGCCUUUGGAGUUGGUGGACCCAUUCCUUCCUAUAUACUGAGUGAUGUCAUUUCCUGCUGGGAUGGACCAGCCAGCUGGGAUGAUACAUGAUGGAGAUGUCUGAGUCCCUGCUGCUAAGCAAGACCAAUCACUUAAUGUCCAUACCAUUACUUUUGAAUGGAAACACAUCACCCCUCCCAACAGGAAAAUUUCUCAUUGAAAGAUAUGUGUGCUGCUUUUCAGAUAGGCUGUUUUCAUUUCAUCCUGGGUGUCUCUCUUCCUCCAUGUCUGCAUCCCUCUUGGGUACCAAUACUCUUAUCUGUGUUGUUCUUUUAUGGAGAGAAAUUGUCAGAGGUCUCCACCUACAGGCUCUCAUCUGCUUCCUCACUCUGCCAUAGAGCCCUGUCUUACCCUGUUCCUGGCCAGCCUCAUUUCUGUGUUAUGACUUCAUGCCUCCUGGUAGGAAGAUUCUGUUUCUGUACUUCCGUAACUUCUCAGUUUCCUCUUCACUUUCAGCCCUUUUAUAUGCAAAUGAGUCUUGGUCUCACCCUUUGCAGAUGGGAGAUAGAGAAGGAGAAAUUUGAAGUCCGGGAACUCUGAAAUAAUUCUAGGAUCUUGAACACUGGGGGAGGGGGGGGUGUUGUCUUCUCUGAGUCUGUGAUUACCCUUCCCCCACCUUGUUCAGCCAGCUACCAUUUGGUCACAAGGACGCCUGCCUGCAGCUAGGAUACAAGGAAUCUCCUUGUCUGGACUACAAUGUGGGGGUGUGGCAGGAAAGACAGAGGCUCUUUGGUCCCUGGGCCCCAUCCAGGGGGUGAGCAAAGGCAGGUCCUCCCUUCCUCUCACAGCUAGCCCGUGAUUCCUGGGACCUAAAAAGGGAGCAGGGACCACCUCUGGGCUAUGUCCCAAGGUCCUAGCUGAUUAUCCAAAGAAAGAAUUCAGGGAAACUGGGACUCAGGGAGGAGACAGGCCUAGAGAGUAGGCACUGGCGCUGGCUGAUAUCAGAAUGAAUUCUUGGAAAUUAACUCUCUAAACCUCAGGUAACAAUCCCUGUCUUUGUUGGCUUCUGUCUUUCCUGAGCCCUGGAUUACUAGAAAGAAAAAUGGGAGGAAUAAGGAUGAUCUUUGGUUGGUUAGUUUGUUGUACUGAGUUGGAAGAGUCUUCCCCAAAUCCUGGAAUAAUUCCACCAUUUCUUUACUUUGUAUUUUAUGUUGUGGGAGAGAGGAAGCCAGAUUGAUCACCUCCACUUCUCUAAUAUUACUUCCUCAGUGCUAUAUUGCACCUCCAGCCCAGUCCUUCUGGAGCAAUACAUUCCUUCCUCUGCUCUUCCAUAAAGAAUCCUUUGCCUCUUGUGCUCUGCUCAGUCUUUUAAAUUUUCAAAGUAUCCUCUCUGCUUUACUGUCUACCAUCCUUGUCCUUACCGCUUCUCAUGGUCCUGUGGCGCUUGACUUCCCCUCAGACUAGGAUCUCAAAUAUUGUACGUAUUGCAAUCUCUACACUGUACUGGUUUUGUAGUGUGCCCUUGAGUAACUGCCCUUCCUCUUGGAAGCCAUUGUAUUUCUUUCCAAGGCAUCUAGUCCACCAAUUUCUGGACUGAAGAGGUUGCCCGCCCCCUUGUGACCAUUUUGCAACAUUGCUGUGAUUGCUAAGAAGAACCUCCAUGCUCAAAUAAAAUACAGUUUAGCCUUUCAGAAGACCGGUGGAGGUCACCCAUGCACAGACAGUCUAUUGUCACCCAUUGUAAAACGGCAGCAAAGCCCAGAUUGCUUGCCUGCUCACCCACAGCUCUGUCACUUGGCCACAUUUUCCAGUCCAUGUCCCCAACCCAAAGACACUGGACACACUUUUCCCCAUUACAUUUGGCCUAUAAUUUUCCACCUUUAAAUGACAGCCCAGUGUUAGAGAAGGAGCAACAGGCUCUGAGGACGCGGGGCCUGAUAGGGUGAGAGGGGCACCAGUCUGCAUGUCAGAUAGGAGGAAGAUCAAUACAGGGCCAAUCAUUUUUUUCUGGAAGGAAAAGUAGGUUCCAACGUCAAAGGAACAAAACUCAGUGUCUCAGACCUGGAGAAUGGAAACAGGGUGAAAAUAGGAAAACCAAAUAGGUCCUGUAGAGUAGGGGGUGCACUACAGGUCAGGAGUCACAGGUCAGGUGGGUAGGCCUUUGAGAGUAUGGGGCUGGAGAGCUGCCCAAGCAAGGCUUCUGGAGAUUCUGGGUAGGUUGAGGCAGUCUGCCUUCAUACCUUUGACUCUAGCUCCCUACCAGAGAAGCCUAGGAACCUGCUUCUAGGUUCUAGAAGCCUAGGAACCAAAGCAGCCUGGGUCCCUGCUCCCUGCCUGUGGACCGACUAGUUGAGACUCAGCUGUCACUUUAGGUUUGACUAUUCUGGGGUACCGGUAGGAGCUGUUAGGUAGCUAGAGAAGAAAGAAGGAAAAGGGUCUGAGACGGAGACACAAGAAAGACAGAUGGAGGGGCUGGGGAUUUAGCUCAGCGGCUUAAGCGCCUGCCUUACAAGUAGGCAGUUGUGAGUUCGAUCCCUGGUACCGAUAAAAAGGAAAAAGACCAAAAAAAAAAAAAAAGAAAGACAGAUGAAGACUGGGUGCUGAAAGUACCAGGAGCUACUGCUCUCCAGGUGUGUGGGGGCUUUUGUUAAGAGUCAGGGUGAAGGCAGAGACGAGGUUGAGCACAAUAGCUGGGACAAACCCUUUGGAGGAUGCAUGGUCCACCCCAGGCAUGUGAGAACAGGUGAGGGCAGGGCGGUGGCCCUGUAAUUGGGACACCUGGGCACUCUGUGGUUUCAGUGAGAAACACUGGGAUUAUAAUGGACACAAGGCCAUCCUGUACAUGGCAUCAGCCACAUACUGGGCAUUAGGUUACAGCUGUUCCAUACAUGUGCAGAAAACCACAAAGAAAUGUGACAUAACAGGAAAUGAGAUUGGUGCUUUUGGUGCUUAUACCCUGGGUAAUUUAAAACGCUAUAUUUAAUUUUCUUUCUUUCUUUCUUUUUCUUUUUUUUUUUUUUUUUUUUUGUCUUUUUCCUUUUUAUUGAUACUGGGGAUCGAACUCACGACUGCCUGCUUACAAGGCAGGUUGCUUAUGCCGCUGAGCUAAAUCCCCAGCCCCUAAUUUUUAGCAACCCUAUAUAUUGUACAUUGUUUACUGUGUUGUUGCUUAGAAAAUUUGCUCAAGGUCAGAUAACAGAUGAGUCACAUAUAGGAUCCUCAUUUAGCAGUGUGAUUUGCAGGGACUUCUAGGAAGUCAUCCCUGAUUCUUCACCACACCCUUCACACUCCCGCCUUCCUUAUUCACUUAAAGACAGUAAAUUAGUGCUGCAUGGGAGCAGAGGCAGCCUGGUAAUUUCUUAUUGCUAGUGUAACAAGUUAUCACAAACCUAGCAGCUUGAAAAACACAUGUAUUACAGCUCUGGAGGUUGGAAAAACGGGCUUUCCUGGGCUGAAGUGGAAGUGCUCAUUGUGCCCCUUGAAGAAUGUAGGGAGGACCUACUCUUUCUGCCUUCUAGAGGCUGCAUGCUUUCCUUGUUUCAGGCCUCCCUCAUCUCCACCUCCAACCCUACACACACCCCGGGAACUGGACUCUGCUCACCCCGCCCUCCCUUUUAUAAAUGUUUUUGAGAUAGGUUCUCACUAAAUCACUAAAUUGCUCAGGCCAGCCUUGAAUUUAGAAUCCUCAUGCUUCAGCCUCCCAGGGCACUAUGAUUAUGGGUGUGUGUCCCCACACUCUGAAGCCUUCAUGCAUUUUCAAGGUUGGCUGUGUGUUAUUUUUUCAUCUAUCAGAGUUCCGAUUUCAUCCCUACAUUCUUCUCCCUAAUUCUGCUGCCCCCCUCCUCAAAGGAUUAUGUUGUGAAUUUAUGCCCAUCCUGCAACCUUGUGAUUACACUGAGCCCCCUGGGAUAAUCCAGGAUCAUCCUACCAUCUCAAAACCUAUUUUUAACCACAUUUUAAAGUCCUUUUUUGCCACUUAAAAUAUAUAUUCAUAGGUCCUGGACACAAGGCAGUGUGCGUCAUUGGGAAGAAUCCAGCCAGCCACAGACAAGGGUGUAUGAUGGGCAGGAAGAUCCGCACUGGCCCGGAAAACCGCCUGUGCUUGGUCUGUCUCUCAGCCUGCAGUGAGGGGUGAGGCUGCAGGGAGAAUAGCAAGUGGCUCCUGCACCAUCGACAUCCGUCACGGCUGAGGAACCUUUGUAGGCCUUUGCCCCUCUGGUGACUGAGAAGGAUGGCUCCUCAGCCCUGUCUGCUCUCCAGAGUCAUUCUGUGUCGCUUUGCAGGCAGGAGAUAGUUACACUCCCGGUUAAGUAGCCGGGCACUCUAGAUUAGGUGUGUUAGUUGUCUCUUUAAAUUGUUUUUGCUUCUGAAUAGUUUCAUUUUGUUUGGGGGGUUUAGUUUGUUCUUGUGUUCAGGAUUGAGGCCAGGGGCUAGUAAAACCACACCCCCUCCAUACAUGGUGAAUUCUUACUUUCACGUGCUACUAGACACUUUUCUUGUUUUCUUGCCUUCUUUUGGUCCCUGAUACCUAUUCUCAUAUCUCUCCCUAUCAUAUGUGUCAGCACUAUUGUUUGAAUAUGUACAUAAUCUUUAUAUGUAAUUAUGUACUUCUAUAUAAAUGGUAUGCUUUGACUGUAAAUGGUCUUCUAUAAUGAAUUGCUCCCUUAUUUCAGUAUUUAACCCAAUAAAGAUUUAUUUUCACUUAAUUCUACAUAGUACAGGUGCUCCUAGACCAAAGCCCUCCCCUGCCAUCUUGGUCAUGUUCCAGGCGCCUUCUGUUUCCAGGUGUCGACCGUCCAGUCCCUGCCUCCUGAAGUUCCCUACUGCUUCUGCACCACGCCAUUCCACUGUCUUCGGAUGAUUUUAUCAGUUGGUUACUACACUAGGAAUCAUGAAACUGUGACUUUCUAAUAGUACCUUUUCAUUGUUAGGUCUUAAUUCUAUGCAAAAAAAUUUUUUUCACUUCCUCUAGGAUCAUUUGGUUACCCUAAAAUAAAGUUGAUACCAAAAAUGUUUAAA
Messenger RNA from Cavia porcellus (domestic guinea pig), 6602 nucleotides. It is a transcript of the gene Lurap1, whose product is annotated as leucine rich adaptor protein 1. Gene Ontology annotation, biological process: positive regulation of canonical NF-kappaB signal transduction; positive regulation of cytokine production. Bases 455 to 1168 code for a protein of 237 amino acids. The record is from RefSeq and is a predicted model, not a curated record. Lineage: Eukaryota; Metazoa; Chordata; Mammalia; Rodentia; Caviidae. The transcript is spliced from 2 exons.